GCGAGGCGGGAAGAGAAGGAAAGAAGAAAAGGAAUCCCUCUCUCUCUCUUUCAGAGCACAUUCUCACUGAAGUAAGCCAACAGUAAAGUAAUGGAGUCGCCGAGGCAUUCGUGCUUGAAGCUUGAGCUCCCAAAUCCUACGGAGCUUGACGAGAUCGAGCUGAUUUUCAUCAAGGCCACAUGGUACGACACCCACUUCGACCUCUCCAUCACGAACGGCCUCGACUCUUGGGUCUGCAAAGUAUCGGAGGAAGAUGUGAGGGAACGAGCGGCUCAGUGGGACCAGCCAGUGGCAGAGUACAUUGAAUUGGCUGAGCGGUACUUAGGGUUUCAGCAGCCUGGUUCUGUUUACAAGUUCACCGACGCCGGAAACGGGCAGCGAAGAUUGUCAUGGACCUUCGAGAAGGAAGGGACAAAGCUGGAAUGGCGAUGGAAAUGCCAACCUUCACCCAAUCCUAAACAGACCAAUUCAGGAAUCUUGAACUUUCUUAUGGAUGCAAACAUAAGGCUCAGUGAAGAAGUUGUCAGAAAAACUAAAUCGUUUGAGAGGUUAAAAGUGGAAACUGAGAAAUGCCUGGCACAGAGUGAAAGUUUCAGCAAUGAGAAGACAGAAUUUGAGUCUGCAAUCUAUGCAAAGUUCCUUAGUGUCUUAAAUUCGAAGAAAGGGAAACUAAGGGAGCUCCGGGAGCAACUUGUCAAGGCAGGUGGUAAUGGUGGGAAAUCACUAGAAGAAGAUGAGGAAUCCACGGAAAAGACAGACCCUUUUGAUGAGGGAAGUGAUAGUGAGGUAGAGACAGUAAAGAGCGGCAUUGGGACAUCAGAAGAUGUACAGAAGGGUAAAUCUCGUGGUCGGAAGGGGAUUGCAUUGAAAUGAAUAGUUCUAUAGACCAAGACUGCUUUUGCUUAGGCGGAACAAGCUCUCUCUCCCUUAUAUGUACAGAGACUUGUUCUUUCACAUUGCUGAUGGCGUUUUCUUGUAGAUUCCUCAUUUUGUCAUUGUGCUGAUGGCCUUUUCUUGUAGAUUCCUCAUUUUUGUAAUUGCACAUAUCUAAUGUUCUUGAUUAUACAACAUGGCCUGGCACCCAUUAGCAGUAGAAAUGAAAUUUUUGGAUUAUGGAAGGACUUAUGAUAUGAUUGUCCUGAAAUCGCAAAAUUUGACUACUAUGGUAAAUUUUCUAAAGUUGUGUUUA
Messenger RNA from Punica granatum (pomegranate), 1189 nucleotides. The record is from RefSeq and is a predicted model, not a curated record. Lineage: Eukaryota; Viridiplantae; Streptophyta; Magnoliopsida; Myrtales; Lythraceae.